Amphimedon queenslandica is the source of this 911-nucleotide messenger RNA. RefSeq lists its product as uncharacterized. The transcript has 4 exons. The annotation marks the transcript as partial. Lineage: Eukaryota; Metazoa; Porifera; Demospongiae; Haplosclerida; Niphatidae. The record is from RefSeq and is a predicted model, not a curated record.
AGCAUGCGCAGCCACACCCACAACAAGAAUGGAGGAUGUUGACAUGGCUUUAAUAGAAUACCUGAGAUGUCAAGGCAAGAGCUACAAAGACAUCAGUGAACGCCUUCAAACAGCCUAUCCAAAUAAUCGUGGAUUUUCUGCUAGAAGUGUGAGGCGGUAUUGUGUUUUACAUGGAAUUAGUAAAUUGAGUGAUUCUGAGGUCGAUGACAUCAUUGGUGAUGCUGUUCGAGAGGUUGGAUGUAUAUAUGGAAGGCGAAUGAUGAAAGGUUAUUUGGAAUCCAAAUCAAUAUCAGUAGGAGAAUCAAAAGUGUCUCAAUCACUACAGCGUGUUGCUCCUAACCACUAUGCUAGUCGCCGAUCUAGAACAAUGGAUAGGACAAAUCCUAGGCCGUACUUUGCAAGAUGUUUUGGACAUAAACUUCAUUUAGAUCAAAACGAAAAAUUAAUCAAUUAUGGUGUAACACAUGUUAUUUCUGUCGAUGGAUAUUCUGGAAAAAUUGUUACCCAUAUCACUUCAGCUGUUAAAAAUAAUUUAAUUAUUUAUGACAGAGUUUGGAGGUCUGCUGUGCUCACAUAUGGGUUAUGGGAUCAACUACGCAUUGAUUGUGGUACUGAGUUCUAUUUAACUAUUUAUAUUCAGGCAAAUCUUCGGAGCAUUUAUGGACCACCCAAUAUACGUCCAUUUUGUCAGACUACUUCAACACAAAAUUUGUGUGUUGAAAGAAUAUGGCCUCACAUUAACUCCAGAGUGAACUAUCCUAUUAAGAGAAUUCUUCUCUGGAUGGAGGAACAUGGACACAUUGAUAUGACUUGUGAGGUUACGAGAUUCUGUGUGUCCUUCGUCACUAUUUGUGUAUCAGCUGUUGGUGUGAACAGAUUUGUUGCUGCAUGGAAUUAUCAUUAUAUAUCAG